CGAUUUUUGCCAUUCCUGAGGUCAUCGUCCCGUCAAACGCUCUCUCUUCCCCGAUCGCGAUUACCGUCAAACAAUUAGGCAAUAAGCUCCUUAGGUGCAGUAAUCUUAUCGUUAAAACAUCUUUCAGUCGUUUUACUUCUCUAUGAAUUUAAUUUAUUGUUUGAAGUUUGAACGCUAUUUUUCUCGAGUGUCCUUGUUUGGGCUUAUUAGGUUUCAUCAAUGGAAAAUUAGGAGGUCUCAAUUCCCGUUACAGAUCCACAUCCCAUAGCAUUGUGCUCUGAUUAGACCUCUUCAAGCUGCAACCUUUGAACUUGGAGGUCCUCUACUAGGCUCAAAAGGAAAUUUCGCUGGGUCUAACACAGGAACAUUUACUCUGACAGUGCUGCUAGUGAUAUUGGAGAUUGAAGAUUUAGAACCUGCGUCAAACUUUGACUAUAGCUUAUCCUGUAUCAAAUCAGCAUCGUUUAUGUGUAUAUAGCUGACGGGAACCUUUGACAGAAACUGCCAGGAAGAAGUAUUGGUCUGCAGGGAAUUUGCUGGCAUGACCGGUAAAUUCGUCUUAUCAUGAGUCAGGAAAUUGUUCACCAAUAUUUCAUUAAGACAAGAAAGCUGAGUGCCUUAAGCGAUAAUGACUUUGAAGCAGUUCCGAAGGCUUUCUAUCAAAUCUUCCUUACGGAAUGUUUGCUCAUUUUACAGCGAAUUUUGCUAUCCUUCAAGCCAAGCCUCACAAUGCUGAGGUCUUGCACGUAGUAUCGAUAUUGGAGAUGGGUUGCGAUGGUCUUCAAUGAUAAGUGCUCUUGCUUAACAGGAAAAGAUGCUAAAUCAAAGAGUGGCCUUAAAAUUAACUUCAAUAAAGUGGAAGGAGGAGGAUUGUGUACAGGGGAGGGGAGUUAUGAGGAGACGAAGAUGAGACUUCACUAUUACGCGAAUUCUUUGGGCAUUAAGUUGAAGGUGCAGGAAAUUGAGUAGCAGGACUUGGUGAGUGAAAUAAAGAGAAUGAAAAAGAGAGGUGGAAACAGAGAGUUUCUGGCCUUCAAUUGCUUGUGGUCUUUUUCCCCCAUUUGGGGAGAAGAAGAAGUAAAUUUGUUGAGUUUGUUAGCGUGGCAAGGGGUUUGUUAGCCAAACAUACUACUAAGUACUAACAAUGUCAUAACUAUUGGUGAUGGAGAGAUGCAUGCGAGAAAUCAAAGAAUUGUCUUGGAUUUGGUUCAUUCUUUGAUGGUUACAUGGAGCAUUACCGAGCUUUGAUGGAGUCAAUAGAAUGCAACUUCACGGCCUGUCUAUUUGUGGCACCUUUUGUAUCUUCUGUUGAUUGGAAUCAAACGUGGGAGCAAAGAAAGGAAGGUAAUUAUUGUGACUUCAAAUAUGGCUUGAAAGGGAUUGGAUUGAGCAAUGAAUGUUUAUUGGAAGCCAAAGAGCUUGUGAGAGAAGUAAAGAGUCUGUACGGGGUGAGGAUUGAUGGUGAGAAUGUUAAUGCGAUGGUUUUGGAGUGGAAAUGAACUCCAUUAGUUAGAAGAGUUCCUGGCUUUCUGCAUGGAUAUCAUAAACACACUCUUGAGAAGAAAAGAAGACAGAACAAAAAUCAGAAGAUAUUUUCACUUACUUUAGCGUUGGCUUACUUGUUCGUGUAAUUAAGCCAACGAUGGUGUUGGCAUGGUGUUAAGGUCUAGCAUGCUCUCCCAAUAGGGUUCAGUCAUCUCUGGAAACGUUGUCUCGCACAUGAAUUUUUCUUGUUUGGCAUAAGCACUUUGUAGGCUUCAAUCUUCUCUCGAAACAUGAUCUCACACAUGGAUUUUUCUUAUUUGGCAUAUGCAGUUUGUGGGCUAAUACGUAUGGGCAAUGAUUUACGCAUGGGGUCCCAUCGGGUAAAAAAAAAAACGAGACUGGAUUUGUUAAUGACGAACCACAUCCUAUGCUUGCUGUGUGUUCUUUAGACAGCAUGUGUUAUUCUCUUGUUUGUGCCUUUUUGGACGUGUUGACUAAUCUUGGCUAUUCCCAAAAUUUUGGUUGUGAACCUGAGGUUCAGUUAUUAUGAGCCACCAGAGUUAUGUAUGGACCACCAGACGGUCAUCCUGUUGGGUUCCAUGCCUUCCAAGAGUUGGUAUAAAGAAGACUUUGAAUUUUCCACAAAUUCAGUCGUGGCUUGUAUAUAUUGGCAAAACAGACUUUGAAAUAAAAGGAGAACAAAAAAGUCUGCUGGUUCCUCUGCCACUUAAAUUAGCCAACCGAUGAAUUGUCAAUAGCAUUGCAUUCUCCUCUCAACUUCCUAUUGACCUUUCUUCCAUUACCACUUCAGAUUCCUCUACGCGUUUUCAUAAUUUGUUCAUUUUUAUAUUAUAGUUUGUUCUAUCUUCUGCUAGACUCCUCAGAAAUCUAAUGGCCAUGACAGUAUUUUUGGCUUUCUUUAUCUUGUAUGUUCCUUUUGUUUCUCAAGCUCAAAACACUAAUUUCAUCUUCGAUGGAUUCAAUCAAAGUGAGAGACAACUUAUCCUUGGGGAGGCUUCCGUUUUCGAGCCUAAUGGCGCACUUAGGCUCACAAACAGUUCACAAAAUGUUAUAGGCCAUGCAUUCUAUUACCAACCUAUACAAAUGCUUGAUAGAACGUCUCAUAAUUCUUCAAAUGCUUCCUCUUUCAGCACAUCAUUUGUUUUCGCAAUAAAAUCCCCCAAUUCUGACUCCGGUGGUCAUGGCCUCGCCUUCACCUUGUCGCCCUCGCCAGAGUUUCCUGGUGCUCAGGCUGGGCAUUAUUUUGGCAUCUUCAAUUCUACGAACGAUGGAAACGCUUGGAACCAUAGGUCCGAUCACCAUGUCUUCGCUGUGGAAUUUGACACGGUUAAUGGGUUCGAUGGGGGCUCGGAUUCUAGAGGAAACCAUGUUGGAAUCAACAUCAACGGCAUGAUUUCGAAUGGAUCAGAACCGAGUUCUUACUACAUCCGCAAUGACCUCAACUCAGUGAGAGAGGAGAUUUGGUUGCAAGGUCCUCCUACUCAGGCUUGGAUAGAGUAUGAUGGUCUGACUAAAAUCGUGAAUGUAACAAUAUCUGUAUUAGGAAGACAAAAACCAGUGGCACCUCUCAUGUCCUAUCCUGUUGAUUUAACUCCUAUUGUUAAAGAGAGCAUGUACAUUGGCUUCUCUGCCUCCACAGGGACAGGGGAGCAAGUCAGCUCCCAUUACAUCUUGGGAUGGAGUUUUGCAUCGAAUUCUGUCAUGGCUCCACCAAUCAAUAUUUAUAUACUUCCUGUGCUACCAAUUGAGACAAAUUCCUCUGCAUACAAUCCCUCUACCAUUAUACUUAUAUCGGUUUUCUCUAGCGUCGCUGUACUUGUGUCCGCAUCGGGGCCUUUUGUAGUAUACAAAAGAAGGAUGCAGGAUGAGAGUCUCGAAGAGUGGGAAUUGGAUUGUCCUCGCAGGUUCAGAUACGGAGAUCUGUACAGAGCAACCAAGGGCUUCAAAGACAGUGAGAGGGUUGGAGUUGGCGGAUUCGGCGUAGUUUACAAAGGAGUGUUACCCACUAAUGGUACUGAACUUGCUGUUAAGAAGAUUAGUCGUAAUUCCUUUCAAGGGUUGAGAGAAUUCGCAGCAGAGAUUGAAAGUUUGGGGAGAUUAAGGCACAAGAACUUGGUCAAUCUUCAGGGUUGGUGUAAGAAAAAAAAUGAUCUUCUUAUAGUGUACGAGUACAUUCCAAAUGGAAGCCUUGAUUUCCUCCUCUUCAAGCGCAAAAAUGGCCUUGUUUUGAGUUGGGAACAAAGAUUCAACAUCCUCAAAGGCAUUGCUGCAGGGUUGCUGUAUUUACAUGAAGAAUGGGAGCAGGUUGUGAUUCAUCGAGACGUGAAGUCAAGUAAUGUACUCAUAGAUGCUGAUAUGAAUGCUCGAUUAGGUGAUUUCGGUCUUGCUAGAUUGUAUGAUCAUGGUGCCUUGUUACAGACUACUAAUGUUGUAGGCACAAUUGGGUAUAUUGCUCCUGAAUUUGCUUGGACCGGAAAGCCUUCUACAAGAUCAGAUGUGUUUGCAUAUGGGGUUUUGCUUCUUGAAGUGGCUACUGGUAGAAGGCCUAUUGAUUCAAGUACAUUCAUAUUGGUGGAUUGGGUGAUGGAGUGCCGACAACUAGGUCAAAUUCUGGAUGUGGUGGAUCCGCAGCUUGAGUCGCAUUAUCCGGUUGAAGAGAUGGAGUUGGUUUUGAGGUUGGGGCUGCUUUGUUCUCAUAGUAGAGCAGAAGAUAGGCCUACCAUGAGGCAAAUCACUCAAAUUCUUAACGGGGAUGACAAUCUUCUAGAGGCUAUCAACUCUGGCUCAAUGGACUCCAGAUCAAUGACCUCAAGAUACAUAGAAGCAGUUCCUUCUGAGAUGACUGGUGCAACACAUCGCUCAUCUUCUUUUGCCAUAUCAACUACUUCUAUAGAUGCAGGCAGAUAGCAGAAGAGUCCAAGUGAAUUUUAAAAUUUUCUUAUCGUCGUAGAUAAUGCAUUUUCCUUUCCUCUUUAGUGGUCUUGGUCAGUACAUGAUCAUAUUAUGGGAUUGGCUCCAAUUAGAGGCAAUUAAACUUACUGACAGGAGUCUUUUAUUGUCAUUCCAAUUCUAGUUCCAGUUCUCAUGAACUUACUAAAAUAGAACUUGCAAGGAUAAAAAGCCUACAUGUAGAAGACCUUCUAUUGUUCAUUUAUUACAAAUACCAGUUGUCUAACUUUAA
This is a messenger RNA of Tripterygium wilfordii, 4687 nucleotides long. RefSeq names its product probable L-type lectin-domain containing receptor kinase VI.1. Gene Ontology annotation, biological process: protein phosphorylation. The record is from RefSeq and is a predicted model, not a curated record. Bases 2377 to 4413 code for a protein of 678 amino acids. The transcript is spliced from 5 exons. Gene Ontology annotation, cellular component: plasma membrane. Lineage: Eukaryota; Viridiplantae; Streptophyta; Magnoliopsida; Celastrales; Celastraceae. Gene Ontology annotation, molecular function: protein kinase activity; carbohydrate binding; ATP binding.